AUGGUGAAGGUUGUUGCUGUCUUGGGUAACAGUGAGGGUGUUAAGGGCACAAUUUACUUCGUCCAGGAAGGAGAUGGUCCAACCACCGUCACCGGAUCCAUCACUGGCCUCAAGCCUGGGCUUCAUGGCUUCCAUGUGCAUGCUCUUGGAGACACCACCAAUGGAUGCAUGUCAACUGGGCCUCAUUUUAAUCCUGAAAUCCUGCUGGAAAGGAACAUGGUGCUCCUGAAGAUGAAAACUGACAUGCUGGUGAUCUAGGCAAUGCCACUGCUGGCGAGGAUG
Molecule: messenger RNA, 282 nt
Organism: Zingiber officinale
Lineage: Eukaryota; Viridiplantae; Streptophyta; Magnoliopsida; Zingiberales; Zingiberaceae
Product: superoxide dismutase [Cu-Zn]-like
Exons: 3
Coding region: 1-258 (85 amino acids)
Biological process (GO): removal of superoxide radicals
Molecular function (GO): superoxide dismutase activity; copper ion binding
Source: RefSeq, a predicted model, not a curated record